Molecule: messenger RNA, 279 nt
Organism: Clonostachys rhizophaga
Lineage: Eukaryota; Fungi; Ascomycota; Sordariomycetes; Hypocreales; Bionectriaceae
Source: the annotation of a GenBank genome assembly
AUGACAAAGCGCACAAAGAAGGUCGGCGUGACCGGUAAAUACGGUACCCGUUACGGUGCCUCCCUGCGAAAGCAGGUCAAGAAGAUGGAAAUCACCCAGCACGCCAAGUACACUUGCACCUUCUGCGGCAAGGUCACCGUCCGCCGCCAGGCCGUUGGUAUCUGGGACUGCAAGUCUUGCAAGCGAACCGUUGCCGGCGGUGCCUACACUGUCUCUACUCCCGCCGCUGCCGCCAUGCGAUCAACUCUGCGUCGUCUGAGGGAGAUUGCUGAGGUUUAA